Messenger RNA from Loxodonta africana (African savanna elephant), 3148 nucleotides. RefSeq names its product leucine-rich repeat-containing protein 37A-like. Lineage: Eukaryota; Metazoa; Chordata; Mammalia; Proboscidea; Elephantidae. The transcript has 8 exons. The record is from RefSeq and is a predicted model, not a curated record. The coding region runs from base 5 to 2065 and encodes 686 amino acids.
AGACAUGGGAACAACACAAGUGUCACUUACAGCAGUUGAGAACAUCCUCAUAAUGACACUGAAGUUGGAAAAACUGAUCUUACCUAGUCAUAUGGCAUGCUGCCUGUGCCAGUUUAAAAGUACCAUUGAAGUUGUCUGCAAGACAGUCAAGCUGCGUUGUGACAGUGAAUGUCUGAUAAACAGCACACGUUGCAGUGAAGAAGCAUCUCUGGGGGCCGCAGAAGGAACAUUUAUGAAGGCAUUACAAGCCCGGAAAAAGAACACCAGCACUGAGCUCACUAUUGAGCCAGAAGCUGCAUCCUCAGACAGAAGUAGUGUCAACUUGUCAACUGUCCUGAAUGAGCCUCUAGGCUUUAAUGAUGAAAGUGAUGUUAUUAGUGCACUAAAUUACGUAUUGCCCUAUUUCUCGGAGGGAAAUCUAGAAGACAUAGAAUUGACAUUAUUACCAUUGAUUAAACUGCUUUUUUCCAAGGUACCAGCCUGGGAAAACCAUCUGGCAAAGAUCCAGAGAACAGGUGUUGGGAAAAGGCUGCAAAGGGUGAACGGAGUCCUCAAGAGGCCAAGGGGCAUAAAGAAAAGGCACUUCAAAGGAAUGGAAGAUCAGAGCAUCAAGAGGAAACAAGGGGCCAAGCCAUUUAUGGAGAAUACCCCCAAAGCAAGAAGGCCCCUAAGGCCACUCUCAAAGAAGGUGGAACAACUUCUCAAGGUGCGGAGGCAAAGGAAGGUAGGGGGAGUCUCCUUCAACACAGAGCCUUUAUCCAGCAAGGAACGUAAGGCAGCAGUCUCUUCUUCCCUGAAACAAUACUCCAUGGGCAGGCCUUCUACCUCUCCUCCUUCAAAAGGCCCACCUGAAGUUAGAAUCCUUUCAAAAGACUUGUCCUACACCAUUUUUGUUUUAGAAGAUGCAAAUGCUAGAGUUAAAAAUAUGGAGGCUCCUAAAUCAGUAUCACAUUCCAGAAAAAAUUACAUCUACCAUAAAUCUCGCUCUCGAGUGGUUCACAGAAGACCAAAGGCCAAAACAAGUCGAAGGUUCAGAAAGGUCCGUAGACUGAUGCUUAGAAAUAGACCUCCUUCCUCUGCAGUGAGGAGCCUCAUAAAUUCCCCUCCUCGAGAGGCUUUUUCAUCUUCAGGAGAACUGAGUUCUCCAGGAAAUCCUUUUCAAGAAUUGUUUCCUUUUUCAGGGUCAUCUGCAAAAAACAUUACUGUACGCAAUGCUACUAUGCUAGGUGAGGCUACCCCUGAAAUCACUGCCCAUAAAGAUCCUUCCACUGCAGGUUCUGCUGUGACUGCAGACAACUUCAUGGCACCUGUUAAACAAACAAAUGAAACACAAUGGGAAUACCAGAACAUGGGCCCUGACUUACCCUCCAAGCCCCAUGGCUCCUCUCUCCCAUUGCUCUCAUCCCCGGGUGAUCAAUUUGAAACUCAGCUAAACCAGCAGCUACGGUCCCUCAUCCCCAACAACGAUGUGAGAAGGCUCAUUGCUCAUGUUAUGCGGACACUGAAACUGGACUGCUCAGAGCCCCAGGUACAACUGGCCUGUGCCAAACUCCUCUCCAGAACAGGCCUCCUAAUGAAGCUUCUCAGUGAGCACCAAGAAUUUAAGGUGUCCAAGGCAGACUGGGAUACAGACCAAUGGAAAACGGAGAACUACAUCAACGAGAGCACCGAAGUCCACAGUGAGCAAAAAGAGCAAGAGUCAAGUGAGCUCACAAAAGAAGUUCCAGGAUAUGGAUAUAACCACAAACUCAUCUUGGCAAUAUCUCUAACUGUGGUAGUGAUGAUUAUGAUUAUAAUUUUCUGUCUCAUUGAGAUUUAUGCUCAUCGAGCAACAUCAGAAGAAGACAAGGAAGGAUCCUCACGGGGCUUUUUCCGAAGUCUGCUGCAUAGGAGAUGCACAUCGGAAAGUGAAAGUCAGGAGGGCUUUUUCUGGAGAAGGUGGCCACUUUGGCUCAGGGAUAUGUAUAGGCCUCUCAAUACCACCCACAAGAGAAACAUGGUACAGAAGCUACAUGACAAGGAUUCUUCUGAUGAGGAUGAGAUUUUCAACAAAGACUCUGGGUAAAUGAUUGGGAACAAUUUCAACUUCUUAUGUAAAAUGAGGAGAUAUCAAAAGGGCAGAAAUGCAGAAUAGAAUUUCAAAUUCUCAUGAACUCCAUACUUUCUGGAGCCAUGGAGGCUGUAUGAACCCCUAAAAUUAUUAUCCUGAGAUAAUCUUUAAACCUUCAACCAAAUAUAUCACCUAAAACCUUCUUAAAACCAAACAGUGCUUUAGCUUAACUAGUAAAGAAUGUCUGCCUUGAGCGUUGUGCUCUUUUAAGGUCUACCUGUAUGGGAUCAGACUGACAACAACAACAGCAACAGCCCCCUAAGGCUUGGUCGGCAAUGAGUUUAUGUGAAAGGGGGAUGAACAACUCAGGAAAGGAGGGUAAGAAUGGUUGCACAGCUCGAAGAAGGAAAUCAAUGUCACUGAAUUGUACAUGUAGAAAAUGUCGAUUUGGUAUAUGUUUUGCUGUGUAUAUUCUCAACAACAACAAAAUAAAUAAAUUUUUCUAAAAAAGAAAAAAUAAUAGAAUGAGGAGGUAAUGAAUAGUUUAAUUGCUCCUUUCAAGAAUAAGAGCCAUUGACAUUGUUCUUCUUAUCCCAGGGAGGCCAGUGAAGUCACAACAGAGAAAGCUGAGCCUACAGAGACUACUACAGAGGCCGGUGAGGAGAGUGAAAUGCUUGAAGUCAAGACCACAGUGUGAGCCCCAUCCUGCCUCAGGCUACCGCAAAUUUUGUUUUCUGAUCUUGGCUUCUCGGCAUUGCUUGCAUUAAAAUAUAUAAAUUCUAUAACCAAUUCUAGCCAUGUGGUAAGGAAUUGAAAUAUAAAUAUUAAAUAUUGACAUAAAAGCAACAGGGUGUUGAUCAAGGGCCAUAGGCAAGAAAAGCAGGGCUGAAACUAGCUAGAAUCCCUCAUGGUAGCCAUUCCAUAAGAGUCCAUGUGGGCAAAGAAGGAGAAAUACGGGCUUCACUCUCCUGUUUCCCCAAUAUAAUCCAUCCCAGGGAAAUGGAAAACAUAUCAGCCACAAGGGGCAUAGAUUAUUAAAUCAAGUACCCAUUUAUUCUGGCUCUCUCUCCUCUGUGCUUCAUUCAAGCCUGAGUUCAC